Menidia menidia (Atlantic silverside) is the source of this 6306-nucleotide messenger RNA. The record is from the annotation of a GenBank genome assembly. Lineage: Eukaryota; Metazoa; Chordata; Actinopteri; Atheriniformes; Atherinopsidae.
AUGUCAUCCACGAAAUUCAAGAAGGAUAAGGAGAUCAUAGCGGACUAUGAGACCCAAGUGAAAGAGAUCCGCAACCAACUGGUGGAGCAGUUCAAAUGUUUGGAGCAGCAGUCUGAGUCCCGCAUCCAGCUGCUGCAGGACCUGCAGGAAUUCUUCCGCCGCAAAGCCGAGAUUGAACUGGAAUACUCCCGCAGCUUGGAUAAACUGGCUGAGAGGUUCUCCUCCAAGAUCCGCAGCUCCAGAGAGCACCAACAGUUCAAGAAAGACCAGCACUUGCUGUCUUCGGUAAACUGCUGGUAUCUGGUGCUGAACCAGACGAGACGUGAAAGUCGAGACCAUGCCACCCUCAGCGACAUCUACACUAACAACGUUAUUGUGCGUUUGGCCCAGAUCAGCGAGGAUGUCAUCCGCCUCUUCAAGAAGAGCAAGGACAUUGGGAUCCAGAUGCACGAGGAGUUGGUGAAGGUGACAAAUGAACUCUACACUGUGAUGAAGACGUACCACAUGUACCACACUGAGAGCAUCAGCGCUGAGAGCAAGCUUAAAGAUGCCGAGAAGCAAGAGGAGAAGCAGUUCAGCAAGUCUGGAGACCUCAACGUCAACCUCCUCCGCCACGAGGACCGCCAGCCGAGACGCAGCACAGUCCGCAAAAUUGAAAAGAUGAAAGAGAAGAGACAAGCCAAGUAUUCAGAGAAUAAGCUGAAAUGCACAAAAGCCCGGAACGACUAUUUGUUGAACCUGGCAGCAACCAAUGCAGUGGUGGCAAAAUAUUACAUCCAUGACGUCUCUGAUAUGAUUGAUUGCUGUGACCUGGGCUACCACGCCAGCCUGGCACGCACCUUCAGGACCUACUUGUCGGCAGAGUACAACCUGGAGACAUCGCGCCACGAGGGACUGGAUAUCAUUGAGAAUGCCGUGGACAACCUGGACUCCCGCAGUGACAAACACAAAAUCAUGGAUAUGCAUAACCAGGUGUUCUGUCCUCCCAUGCGCUUUGAAUAUUUGCCACACAUGGGAGAUGAGGUGUGUCAGGUUAGCGCCCAACAGCCGGUCCAGACUGAACUCCUGAUGCGCUACCACCAACUGCAGUCUCGCUUAGCAACUCUAAAGAUUGAGAAUGAAGAGGUGAGGAAGACUUUGGAUGCCACCAUGCAAACGCUGCAGGACAUGCUGACAGUGGAAGACUUUGACGUGUCAGAUGCCUUUCAGCACAGCCGCUCUACUGAAUCCAUUAAGUCCGUGGCGUCUGAGUCAUAUAUGAGCAAGCUCAAUGUAGCCAAAAGGAGGUCAAACCAACAGGAGACUGAGAUCUUCUACUUUUCAAAAUUCAAGGAGUACCUGAAUGGUAGUAACCUCAUCAUUAAGCUACAAGCCAAGCAUGACUUGCUUAAGCAGACACUGGGGGAAGGGGAAAGGGCAGAAUGUGGAACUACAAGGCCUCCCACCCUUCCCCCUAAACCACAGAAAAUGCGGAAGCCUAGGCCACGCUCCAUGUAUAACCAUAAGCUGUUUAAUGGCAAUAUGGAGACCUUCAUAAAGGAUUCAGGUCAACCGAUUCCCCUCGUUGUCGAAAGCUGUGUCAGAUACAUCAAUCUGUACGGGUUGCAGCAACAAGGAAUAUUCAGGGUUCCUGGGUCGCAAGUGGAGGUCAAUGACAUUAAAAACUCUUUUGAGAGAGGUGAAGAUCCCUUGAUUGAUGACCAGAAUGAGCAUGAUAUUAACUCAGUGGCAGGAGUGUUGAAGCUGUACUUCAGAGGGCUGGAGAACCCAAUUUUCCCAAAGGAGCGUUUCUUGGACUUCAUCUCUACUAUCAAGCUGGACUCGGGAGGGGAGAGAGCACAUCACCUGCAGCAGAUCAUUGUGACUCUUCCAAGAACUGUCAUAAUUGUGAUGAGAUAUCUAUUCGCUUUUCUCAAUCAUCUUUCCCAGUACAGCGACGAAAACAUGAUGGACCCGUACAAUUUAGCUAUCUGCUUUGGUCCAACUCUGAUGCCCAUCCCCGACGGUCAGGAUCCUGUGGCGUGUCAGGCACAUGUUAACGAAGUCAUCAAGACCAUCAUCAUCCACAAUGAAGUCAUAUUUCCGAAUCAACGGGAGCUGGACGGUCCGGUGUAUGAGAAGUGUAUGACUGGGGGAGAGGAGUACUGUGACAGCCCCCACAGUGAGCCAGGAACUAUCGACGAGGCCGAUAAUGGAACAGAGCCGCACACCAGUGAUGAAGAAGUUGAGCAGAUUGAGGCCAUUGCUAGGUUUGACUAUGUGGGGCGAAGUCCGAGGGAACUGUCGUUCAAGAAGGGGGCCUCUCUUCUUCUGUACCACAGAGCAUCAGAAGACUGGUGGGAGGGUCGUCAUAAUGGCGUGGAUGGCCUCAUCCCCCAUCAAUAUAUUGUGGUCCAAGACCUGGAUGAUGCAUUCUCAGAUAACCUCAGCCAGAAAGCAGAUAGUGAAGCAAGCAGUGGACCAUUGCUGGAAGAAAAGGGGUCUUCCAAAAAUGAUAUGCCAUCGCCAUGUGAGCAAUCACCUGAUUACAACUUUGGAGGAGUCAUGGGAAGGGUCAGGUUACGAUCCGAUGGAGCGGCAAUCCCGCGUCAUAGGAGUGGCACUGAGACCCACAGCCCGACCAGAGUGGCCGACACACCCCCACGGGCUGCUGCCUGUCCCAGCAGCCCACACAAGAUGUCCAUUAGCAAAGGUCGUGUGGAAAGUCCGGAAAAAAGGCGUCUGGGCACAUUUGGUAGCGCUGGUAGUAUUAACUACCCAGAAAGAAAGGCCUAUCCUGAGGGCCACCCACUAAGACCUGUACCAGGGGCCACCCGGCACAGCAGCCUGGGGGACCACAAAACACUGGAGACUGAGGCCCUAGCUGAGGAUAUUGAAAAGACUAUGACUACAGCACUUCACGAGCUGCGUGAGCUUGAGCGUCAAAACACUGUCAAACAGGCCCCCGACGUGGUCCUUGACACCCUGGAGCCGAUGAAGAACCCAGUCAGCUCAGAGCCAGGCAGCCCCCUUCACACCAUAAUGAUUCGCGACCCGGAUGCAGCCAUGCGGCGAAGCAGCAGCUCGACCUCUGAGAUGAUGACCACCUUCAAACCCGCGCUCUCUGCCCGGCUGGCCGGGGCUCAACUGCGUCCCCCGCCCAUGAGGCCGGUGCGUCCUCCUCCAACGCAGUACCGCUCAAGCAGCUCCAGCUCCUCAGGGGUCGGCAGCCCUGCUGUAACCCCCACUGAGAAGAUGUUUCCAAGUAACAAUUCAGCUUCUGGUUCCAAUGUGAAUAUUUCUGGUGAUGGAGGGGACAAAACUGGGACAAUGUAGCAAAAGUGGAAUCUGCUUGGUCAGAAUGCUAUAAAGCUUUCUAAAUGGGUGGAAACAAGUGUUGAUCUGAGGAAAGCAGGAAGAAAAAUGCUUCUCUGUGACCAGGAGACUCCAUGUUACCAUGGCGAUAAAGCAGAAGAAAAAUCUGUAGAGGUGGGAUGGUGUAAACCUCAGCUCUCUGUGAAACUUGACUUAACAGCAAACGUGUGUAACAAAAUAUGUAUUUCAGUUUUACCUCAUUUGAACAGAAAUCUCUGGCCAUGUUCUCGUUUAUGAGAUAUGAGAUGCAUUUAAUGCAAGUAAAGCAAUACUUGUGUGAAAUUUGGCUCAUCGCGUUCAGUCCGGUUCAGACUUUGUGUGUGAGGAGUGUGAAAACUCCCCAACUGGGCUGUGUGAGGCAUUCAGGCUAAAACACCACCUCUGUUGAUCAUUUAGAAUUUAAGCCUUAAGGUUAUAGAAUCUUACUUGAAGUCACCUGUUCUGUUUGCAUUAUAAUCUAGGGUGUUCAGUAAAGUAACAAAGUAGUGACAUUUAUUGCCUGCAUGCAAGGACUGGGGAACAUAAGGAAAUGACUUGCGACGAUCUAUAACGUCCAUGAACAUGUUUGUUAAUCAUUCUAAGAAGACAACAGCUUGAGACCUUAUUCGCAAUAUUGAAAAUGAAAAUUCAAGUUUCAGCUGUUUCAGAUAAUUUCAAAAGAAAUACGUUUUGCCAUUGACUGCAGAUUUGAAAAUUGGCAUGUAUGUGGCAUCGCUGCAAAAGAUGAAGCAUCUUGGCAUGAAGAGGACCACUGAAGUUACUUUACUAAUCAGUGGCUCGGUAAUUUAGAACGACUUUUCCUAAAAUCUUCAUGCAUGGUUGGACUGUGGACAGACACUGACGUGCCUGUUUCCAUGUUAUAUUUCCAUGUGCUGUGUAUAGAAUAUAGAAAACUUGUGUGCCGACUAAUGUAGGAAAUCUGUGGUAAGCCUGUACAUAAUAUAUAGCAAGUAAUUUGUAAGUGUUAAACUGUACAGGUUAAUUUUGAAAAAAGGCAAAGGGUUGGUGUGAACUGCACUUGUAAAUUUAAUUAACUCCCUUUUUAUCGGUUCAGUAAAAUGUAAAAAUAUAAUUUGACUUUGAUAUACAGUUCAGGUCAUUUCCCAUGUACUGUGUGUUUAGAAAACAUUUGAUAAAAGUACUGUAGAACAUAGGCUUAAAAAAAGGACUCCGUCAUGUUUCUCCAACCUAUUCCCAUUUUUACUGGGUUGUCAUUUUUGUAGUUUUCCAUUAAAAUCUGAUUUUGGUUACUUUCUAUGGCAAAGAUAAUAUUGUACCCUCCAAAGGUUAACAUUCAAAUUAGUUUGAAGGCCAAACUUCAUCCAGUGGAGCCUCCUUACUUUCUACCUUUGUCUGAUCUUUCUGAGUUACCCUCAGAGUGCACAAGCUACCUUUUUUUGCUGGAUGAAAACUGAAUAGGAGCAUUCAAUUGUUUUUAGCUUUUCAAACACUUUUCUUCUGAUAAAUUUGGUCGAGAGAUCUUGUAAUCCGCAUUUUAAAGCGUCUUCUCUGUUCUGCAUGCUUUGCGCUAUAGUGUGGGACUGAAUUAAGACUCAAUGGCUGUAUGUGGUACUUUGCCUGGGUUAAUUCAGUACUGGAGGAACUGGCUUUACAAUUGACAUGGAUCAGAAUAAGGAAUUAGUUUACUUGUAGCUGUUGCUAUAUACUUCAUGUGAAUGGGAACUAAUAGCUUGAUUCUUUGGGGAAAUAAAUGCUUAAACCUCUUACACCAUGACUAACUCCAUUAUUAUCUCUAAAACCAGGCCUUGAUUCCUCUAUUGAUAAAACAUACGCAUUGUGAACUCAAAGUAUUUGCUUGUCUACAAUGUUUUGUUUGUAAAUGUCACGGCCGGACGUCCCAGUGUUUCUGCAGGAGGGUUGUAAGGAACACCAGGCUCAUGAAGCCAAGACAAAAGGCAAUAUAUCAAUUGAUGUGCGCUCCCGUCCUCUGCUGGUUCUUUAUGGUACUGCUGCGUUUGACCACCAACCAGCAGAAAAGCCGGCUAUCAUGUAUGUUAUUCUUGUUUCUUUUUGUUUUCCUGGUUACAGUCAAGUCUAUGAAAACAAUGUAACAGAAAGCACAGAAUUUUAUGAAGUGAACUAUUCAUAUUUAACUGGAAUGUUUUUUUUAUUAUUAUUAUUUAUGGACACUUGUGAAAGUGAAACCAAACAUUUAAGUGCCUUUUGUGCACAACAUUGAUUCUUAUUGGACUUUUGCUUUUAUACUUUUUUUAACUGUAAUAUUUGUCUAUUAGUUGUCAUGUUCAUUGUAAACUGAUAUUGCUUUUCUGACCUAAGCUCUGUUGCGACUCAGUCAAACCACCACAUGGAACGGAAAGUGUGUAAAGUGAUUCCUUUUGUGAAGAAUCAUCUAAAACUGCUUAUCAGGAAGAAAUACAACUGCUGUAUACAUAGUCUACUGGUAAUUUUCAGAAGGAUCAUCUCAGAGUAUGUCUCAUCCUUUUAGUUUCUCCUGUGAUCUACUUGUGCUGUGGUAAAGCCUUAAGCUCUCAUCAUUUCAAAGAGGAGUUGUGAUGAUGUUGGUAACAGCUGACUGAUAUGAGCCUCUGUCAUGUAUUGGUUACAAGGAACUUGGUGUACUCAGUUUUUCUCUCUACUUGUGGUGUGAAGUGGCAUUUUCUUUCCCUGAAAAUGUGCUGAAAUGAGUCACAUUGUCUGCGAACGGGAGAGAGCAGUACAUCGUUUCUGAAAAAGAACAUCACAGGGGAAGAGCCGAGUGUGGCCUCGUUAGAGUGUGAAUUACUGUCACACUGUUUAUCUUCUCUUUAACUGUUCGUCUAGUGAUGCUGUUUGUUGAUGAGUGUCUGGCUGGUUGAAACCUGUGAUGUAGUGUGUGUCAUCCCACUGACUGAAAAGCGAAAACUCAUGCAUCGAAAUAAAAUCAUUAUUGCUCUGUGAUGUGAAUUUUUUCUGACUGAAUCCUUUUUGUGA